UUAAAUUAAAAAAAAAAAAAUGUUUAAUCUCAAAAAUGCCUCAAACGAAUGACUGCACGCAUGCGCAACAUAUUUGCACGCACACUCACGCACCGAUACACACGUUCAUGCAUAAUUUCGCAAAUUUAUUUAUAUACAUAUACCUAUACAUAUAUAUGUACUCGUAUAUAUGAAAACAUGCAAAAAUACAAAAACAAAAAAUUAGAAAAGCGCGAAAGUCGCAAUAGAUCAAUAAACAAUUGGCAUCGUUUAACCCACGCGCUACGACGGUCCUCCACAGGGCACAAUCUCUCGCAGACCGAUGGGAAUAGCACCGAAGAUGGCGAGUCGACCAGCGGCGGCGGUCGCAAUCCGGCCACUACCGGCGCCGGCUGUUACCACAACUAUGAUCAUAUGGCCAAUAUGAGGAAUUCGAAUAUGACGCAUCACUUUCGUCCAUCUGUACCUGAUCAGGAAUCAGUUCCUCCAUAUAGUUAUGUCGAUACGCCGAAUGCCCACCUAACAUCCAUGACGGCCAUGGAGAGCUACAAGCGUGAACAACAGCAGCGUCAAUUGCAGCAGCAGCUGUUGCGCGAACAACGCGAAAAGCUGGAACUGGCAGCGCAACAGGAAGCAGAUGCUGCGCUGCUGACAACAGCGACCGCCACGCUUAUAAGCGUCGCCAAACCGUUGAGUACCACAACGCCAGCUAGCACCAAUGUUGUCGGUGUAGUCACUGCGAAUGGCGGUGCCAAUGUUGUAGCCGGCNAUAAACAAGCACUUAUGCGCACAAACACAUACAUAAAUUAA
Bactrocera oleae (olive fruit fly) is the source of this 789-nucleotide messenger RNA. The record is from RefSeq and is a predicted model, not a curated record. Lineage: Eukaryota; Metazoa; Arthropoda; Insecta; Diptera; Tephritidae.